This is a messenger RNA of Chanos chanos (milkfish), 753 nucleotides long. Its product is annotated as protein transport protein Sec61 subunit gamma. Lineage: Eukaryota; Metazoa; Chordata; Actinopteri; Gonorynchiformes; Chanidae. Gene Ontology annotation, cellular component: membrane. The record is from RefSeq and is a predicted model, not a curated record. The coding region runs from base 155 to 361 and encodes 68 amino acids. Gene Ontology annotation, molecular function: transmembrane protein transporter activity. The transcript is spliced from 4 exons. Gene Ontology annotation, biological process: protein targeting; intracellular protein transport.
UUUGAUUUUCAUACGUGGCUUUAAACAUAAGAUAAGUACCUGUAUACUACGUGUUACACAGUCGCGCUGAGGAUUUUACAAAGAAAAUCGCGUGUUGCCGGCCUAGAACAACAGCUCGGACUUAAUUCCGUGUUCAAUCGAGCAAAUCAGAACCAUGGACCAGGUUAUGCAGUUUGUCGAGCCCGGCCGGCAGUUUGUGAAGGACUCCAUAAGGCUCGUGAAGAGAUGCACCAAACCAGAUAGAAAAGAAUUUCAGAAGAUUGCUAUGGCCACCGCAAUUGGUUUUGCAAUUAUGGGCUUCAUUGGGUUCUUUGUCAAACUCAUCCACAUCCCAAUCAAUAACAUCAUCGUUGGUGGAUAAAAAGGAACUUGGUGAUUGGACCGACAAGAAGAGAAUUGGACAGAACUGUACAAAUGCCACUUUUUUUGUUUUUCUUUUUUUUUUUUUUCCCUGUUUCAUUUGUAAAUUAAACCAUGACAAAUAUGUAUCUUCAUUGUUAAUAGAAGGACAUUUAAGUCAUUUUUUUGACUUGCCAGUACUACCUUCAUACAGCUCAUUAUAAAAGGACACUGACAUCUGUAUUUAUGUAAUAGCAAUGCCUUAGAGAAGACUGUUAUACAGUAACAAAUGCACCAGGAGGUAAGCAGUUUUGUUUCAACACAUUUUGUGAAAUAAUGUUUCACUGACAUUACGUUGUACAUAAUUACUGUUAUAAUGUAUACAUACAUUAAAGAAACAAGAUGAAGCUUUUA